UAUGCUUAGUCGAAUGAUGCCUGUGAAAAAUAUUGUUCAUUUAGGAAGGAACGAACGAAAGCUGGCUGAAUUUACACGGCAUACUAUGUCAACUCCCUCUGCAUUCUUUGGGACGAUUCCACCGCCUCAACGAUUGCUACGGCCUUUGCACGUCAAUGAGAGAAAAUUGUUUGGACCAGGCCCGAGCAAUAUGCCGCCAUUAGUAGUGGAAGGUCUAACUCAACCACUUCUCGGUCAUCUCCAUCCAGAAUUUUUGGAAAUAAUGGAUGAUGUUAAAUCCGGCAUUCAAUAUGUCCUUCAGACUAAUAAUCCCCUCACUUUUGCUGUCCCUGGCAGUGGCCAUGCUGGCAUGGAGUGUGCCAUCAUGAAUUUACUGGAUGAAGGAGAAACUAUUUUGGUUGUGCAGAACGGUGUUUGGGGCCAAAGAGCUGCGGAUUUAUCAGACAGACUAGGUCUUAAUGUGCGAAAAUUGGUUGUGCCUGAAGGAGAGGUGAUAAGUGUGGAGGAUUUUUCUGAGGCUGUUGACAAUUAUCGGCCGCAAGUUGCCUUCCUUUGCCAUGGAGAAAGUUCGACUGGCGUUGCUCACCCGUUGGAACGUUUUGGCGAUAUUUGCAAUGCUUAUGAUUGCCUAUUUCUUGUUGAUGUGGUUGCUUCACUUGGAGGUGCUCCUUUCCACGCUGAUGAUUUAAAAGUGGAUUGUGUUUAUUCGGCUACACAAAAAGUACUAAACUGCCCACCUGGAUUGGCACCUAUUUCAUUUAGCGAAAAAGCUUUGAAGAAAAUGCUAAACAGAAAGAAACGAGUACCGUCAUUUUAUUUGGAUGCUUUAGAAUUAGGAAAUUAUUGGGGCUGUUUCGAUGAACCACGAAGAUAUCACCACACAGCACCAAUAUCACUAGUUUACGCGCUGCGUGAAGGUCUUUCGAUUGUAGCUCAGGAAGGAAUAAAAAACUUGGUUGAGAGACACCAGAAGAACGCUAAGCUAUUCUAUACCGCUUUGAAGGAGCUGGGUCUGGAACCCUAUGUCGAGAAUGAGGCCUGUUCAGAGCAAGAACUUGUAUUUAAGUUUUCUAUUUAG
Meloidogyne enterolobii is the source of this 1078-nucleotide messenger RNA. The record is from the annotation of a GenBank genome assembly. NCBI's taxonomy places the organism in Eukaryota, Metazoa, Nematoda, Chromadorea, Rhabditida, Meloidogynidae.